UCGGUCACCCUACCGAACGGUUGGGUUCCAAGUUCGUCGCUUUUUAUUGUCGUCGUCGGAUAAGCGCGAGAGAGGUGAUCUCUAAACCCUCCUCGAUCUCGGAAAACGCGCGACAGAUACAUACAUACAUACAUACAUAUAUUCUACUAAUAUCGUCCCUCUAUCUAUUUCUCUCUCUCUCUUUUUCUAUCUCUCUUUCUCUCUUCCUGUUCUUUCUUCUUUCUCUUUCUUUCUCUCCUCUCUAUCUGUCUGUCUUUCUCUUUCUCUCUCUCUCUCUCUCUCUCUCUUUUUAUCUCUCCUAAUUCCUCUGUAUCAAUCGCGUUCGAUCGUUUUCUCCAGGGGGGUGGGGGGAUGGGGAGAUGAAAAAAAAAAAUAAGAAAAGUUAAUUGGAAAUAUUUAAGACUUAAUUAAGACGUAUCGACUGUCGAGAGAGAGAAAGAAGAUAGCGUUACCUUUCUCUCUCUCUCUCUCUCUUUUUUUAUUUCACCUCUCUUUCUUUUUCUCUCUCUUUCUCUCUAUCUUUCUAUUUCGUUCUCUCGUUCUCUCGUACUUCGUGUGGACGCGUACCGCAACCGGUCAGCGCGUGUGCACCCGACAACGAUCGAUCCUCUCCGCGAUAGAGAUCCAGAGAGAGAAGCGAUGGACGGAACCACCCUUCCACGAGACGACGACGCCAGAUAAGGAGCAGGAACAUCGAGGAUAAACCUUCUCUUCUCUCCUCUCUCUUUUUCUCUCUCUCUCGCUCUCUCUCUUACUCUCUCUUUCUCCCCCUCUUUCUCUCUCUAUCUAUCUAUCUAUCUAUCUCUCUGUCUCUCCGUCUCCCGUCUCUUUAUCCGUCUCCGUCUUAACCUCCGUCUCUGUCUCCGUCUCUGUCGCACUCGUUGGCCGCUCGCUUGUUCGUUCUCUAGAUAUAGCUCUUUAUCUCUACGGUGACACUUUUUCAACGAUAUUCGGCCAAUUUCUUCGCACGAAGGAGAGGAUUUGUUUGAUCAGGAAGAAGGGAGAUUUACAUUUUUAUUUGGAUUUUGUUAGAUCGAAGAGAGAAGAGAUCUCUCGUUUGAGAUUAAUACGACGAGGAUCGUAAUAAGAAGAAAAUAAUAAUAAUAAUAAUAGUAAUAAAAAGAAGAAGAAGAAGAAGAAGAAGAGGAGGGAGAAGAAGAUAAGAAGAAAAAGAAGAAGUAGAAGAAAAAAGAAAGAAAGAAAAGAGAAAAGAGUGAGAGAGAGAGAGAGAGAGAAAGAGAGAGGGAGAAAGGAAGAAAGAAAAAGAGUUAGAGAUAGAGAGUGUACGGCGUGUGUUUACGGAAUAUAUUUAGACAGUAGUAGUCGAGUAGGAUAAGUUAGAUCAGAACGAUGUGAUCGUUUGAAGGGGCCAGAGGCUUCUCCAGCCGGCUUCCUCACUGGCGAGGGAUGUCCUCCUCCGCGGGCACGAGUUGCACGGACGCCGAGGAGGACGCCGAGGAUGUGGAGAACGAGGUCGUUGGAACGAGGCCCGCUUCGUUUGCCCGUUAUCCGUGGUCAUCGCCGUCGUCAUCAUCACCGACACCAUCGUCGUUUACGACGAGAAGAAGAAGAGGAAGAGCAUCAGCAACGCAGUCAUCGUCAUCAUCGUCGUCGUCGUUCUUAUCAUCCGUUUCAUCGUCACCGUCGUUCACGUUCCCGUUCACGUUCCCGUUCACGUCCUCGUUUUCGUCAUCGUCAUCAUCAUCAUCCUCGUCAUCACCAUCGUCGCCAUCAACUUCUACGGCCAGCAUUAACGAUAGCUCGGCCAAUCACUUGGAAGGACUGCGGUUAGAUGGGUCAGUGCUCAUCAUUGGCACAUAUCCAUCAAAAGGACAACCGGCGGAGGACUCUAUCAGCGAGUUCUCGUUGCGAGCAUUGCCUAGGAUUAUCUUAUAAGAUAGAACUUGAUUGUUGGCUCGCCUAUUUAUACUUCUAUUAUUAUUACUACUACUAUUACGAUUAUUAUAAUUACUACUACUACUACUACUACUACUACUGCUACUAUUACUACUGCUGCUGCUACUGCUGCUACUACUACUACUAUUACUACUACUACUACUACUGCUGCUGCUGCUGCUGCUGCUGCUGUUGCUAUUACUACUACUACUACUAUUUCAUCAUUACCUUCUAUCGUUAUUCCCAUUAUAUUCUCUAUCCAUCAAAAUCCUCUUUGCUUAUCCAAUCGAUCAUUGUCCUCGUCAUUGACGAGACUACUUCCUCCUUCUUAGUCGUCUUGGGCCAGAAAAGUGGGCCGAAGGUCAUCGUACUUUUAUCGAUCGAUCCCAACCUUAUCCUCCAUUGUUCUUCUUCUUCUUUUUCUUCUUCAUUUUCUUCUUCUUCUUCUUCUUCUUCUUCUUCUUCUUCCUACUCUUCCUCCUUCUUCUUCUUUUCAUCCUUAUCUUUUAUCUUGAAUCUUUCUAUUCCUUUUUCCUCGUUAAAAAGAAAGGGACUACUACCAGACAGCCAAUCGUAUUUGAUUUUCGCUAAUACUGCGAUGUCGCGGGGAAGGGAGACGAUCUUCAGGUGACGAAAGAAGCGCCACGUUCUCCUCUUUUUCUUCUUCUUUUUCUUAUUCCUUAUCCUCCAUCACCUCCUAUUCCUUAUCCUUAUCCUUUUCGAUCCCCUAUUCUUCCACUAUAUCCUAUUCCUUUAUAUCCUUAUUCCAAACGUCAAUCGUCAAUUCCGUGGAUAUAAAAUUACGUGGGAUCUCUCUCAAUGGUGUUUCGGCCAGCGGCGAUGAUGACGAUGAUAAUGAUGACGUUGAUUAUGAUGAUGAUGAUGACGAUGAAGAUGACGAUGAUGAUGAUGAUGUUGUUGGUGAUAAUGGUGAUGAUUGUAAUUAUAAUUAUGGUGGUGAUUAUGAUGUUGAUGUUGUUGAUGAU
Vespa crabro (European hornet) is the source of this 2882-nucleotide messenger RNA. Its product is annotated as cell wall integrity and stress response component 1-like. Bases 1408 to 1896 code for a protein of 162 amino acids. The record is from RefSeq and is a predicted model, not a curated record. The transcript has 2 exons. Lineage: Eukaryota; Metazoa; Arthropoda; Insecta; Hymenoptera; Vespidae.